Molecule: messenger RNA, 1887 nt
Organism: Oreochromis aureus
Lineage: Eukaryota; Metazoa; Chordata; Actinopteri; Cichliformes; Cichlidae
Product: histamine H3 receptor
Exons: 3
Coding region: 315-1616 (433 amino acids)
Biological process (GO): adenylate cyclase-activating adrenergic receptor signaling pathway
Cellular component (GO): membrane
Molecular function (GO): histamine receptor activity
Source: RefSeq, a predicted model, not a curated record
AGUACUGACGUUGUUAACAAAACCAACGGUGCGCUCCGCAGUAUCAGCACAUCCAGCAUCAGCUGGGAUUGUAGAUGACAGAGUCCAGAAAGGAGAGAGGACCCAGAGGAUCAAUAAUCAUUGUUAGUAUUACUAUUACACAGUAUUCUUAACUCGUGUCUGUAGCUCGGAGACUUAUUCUAGUGUUUAAAAAAAUGGAAGAUUUGGGAAAAGUCUUCACGAAUCCACAGGUCUUCAUGUUUAACUUGUCGUUAUGAAGUGGAGCGGGACGUUCAGGCGCGUUUUUGGACUUCUCCGGUGUGUCUGUGCGUGCGAUGAAAAAACCCUACAAUGAUUUUGGCAGUCAAUUAAUUAUGGGCGCGCACAUCCUGGAGUCCAACUCCAGCGGCAACUUGACGCCUGCGGUGUCGGAAGCUGGGGCUGUCCUGCCGGGCUACCUGGUGGUGAUCUUAUCGGUACUUAUGGUGACUCUGGUUGUCGUUGUUGUGGCAGGGAACGCGCUGGUCAUCAUGGCUUUUAUUGUGGACAAAACCCUGAGAAAUCAAAGCAACUACUUCUUUUUGAACCUUGCUAUAUCCGAUUUUCUAGUGGGUGCCUUUUGCAUCCCGGUGUACAUCCCCUAUAACCUGACCGGCAGGUGGAUGCUGGGCAAAGGGCUCUGCAAAGUGUGGCUGGUCAUGGAUUACCUCCUUUGUUCAGCCUCUGUCUUCAACAUUGUCCUUAUUAGUUAUGAUCGCUUCCUGUCAGUCACAAGAGCAGUUAAAUACAGAGCUCAGAGGAACAUGACCCACCAGGCUGUUUUCAAGAUGGUGGCGGUGUGGGUGCUGGCCUUCCUCCUCUACGGCCCUGCCAUCAUCUUCUGGGAAACGAUCGUCGGCUACAGCAUUGUCCCGGCCCACGAGUGCUAUGCUGAGUUUUAUUUCACCUGGUACUUCCUGCUGAGUGCAUCUACCUUUGAGUUCUUCACCCCGUUUGUGUCGGUGGCCUUUUUCAACCUCAGCAUCUAUCUCAACAUCCAUCGCAGGAAUAAGAGUGGGGCCGCCUGUGCUGAAGACAAUGCCAAGCCUCAGAAGAACAAUGAGAAGCAUAAAGAUGGAGCAGGCUGGUCCGUGUUUUUUGUCAAGACUCGGAAGGUGAUGUCAAGCGAGCCUGUUGCGAUCUCUGCGGUCAUCGAAGAUGACGACAUCUUGUCUCCCUCCUCCAGCGGGGAGCCUAACGCCAGUCAGAUAUUAAUGCAGCGAGAGAAGUUCUCUCCACACAGAAAAAACUCCAGGUUGUUUCAGCACACGGCCUCCUGCAUGGUGCCUGGCCGUAGGACACCGGGAUCUCGGCUUUCCAGAGACAAAAAGAUUGCUAAAUCUUUAGCCAUUAUAGUCUGCAUUUUUGGGAUAUGCUGGGCUCCGUACACUCUACUGAUGAUUAUCCGUGCCGCCUGUAGCGGUAAAUGUGUGGCGAACUACUGGUACGAGAUUACCUUCUGGCUUCUGUGGCUGAACUCUGCCAUCAACCCGUUCUUGUACCCUGUGUGCCACAGCAGCUUUCGAAGGGCUUUCUCAAAGAUACUGUGCCCUAAAAGACAAUCAGUUCAACCACAGAUUGAAGUUCAGUCUUGUUAGAUGAACUCAAAUGAACUUGCAUAUUUUAUGAAUGGAGUAAAUGUUGCUGAACACUGUAAAAAAUCCAUUUGAUGUUCUUCUAUAAAAAAAAAAAAAGGCCAGUUUUCAAAAAUUAGGUAAAUGUUUGCAUUUAAAUGAGGAUUGUAAGAUACCUGACAGCAAUAUGAUGACACAACACAGCUGAAAACACAAUAUUCUUAUGGGCAGAACAAAAGACUCUUGUGGUACCAUUGGAUAAAUCUGCCCACGAUUAAACCACCUCUCAAAGCCA